UUGGCCACUCGUAUUCUGAAUUGUCGGUUUGAUAGGCCGCCGGGAGACCGAAUGUGCGGACUGCCACUUAACUGCAUUAUUACUUAUCUGUCGUCCUCCGACCUCCCUCCACCUACAUCUCCCUCAGCCCUCCAGGACGGACGCUGGAGUACUGCGACCAAACGACGCAAUUACUGCACUUCAUAUCUCAAUCACUUAUAUGCGGGGCGCGUGAUACCGCCAUUGGUGAUAACGCAAAUUCGUUUUGCCGAACAUCUUGCUAAUAGAGUUUCACUAAUUUAUAAGGCAGUUAAGCCGCAGCUAUACCGGCCCUGCGUAAAACUGUCCGCGGUAGACGUAAAAAGGAUUUCAUCGUAG
Molecule: messenger RNA, 357 nt
Organism: Danaus chrysippus (African queen)
Lineage: Eukaryota; Metazoa; Arthropoda; Insecta; Lepidoptera; Nymphalidae
Source: the annotation of a GenBank genome assembly